Xyrauchen texanus (razorback sucker) is the source of this 1079-nucleotide messenger RNA. RefSeq lists its product as uncharacterized. The record is from RefSeq and is a predicted model, not a curated record. The coding region runs from base 200 to 817 and encodes 205 amino acids. Lineage: Eukaryota; Metazoa; Chordata; Actinopteri; Cypriniformes; Catostomidae. The transcript has 3 exons.
CACCACGAAUAAGGGCAGGUUUGCAUAUGACCGCCGUGUAUACACACUCAAAUGGAUCUAAUGCGUUACCUUUCGAGGGAAUGACUCAGUCAAGGGCGCGUUUAAUUAACGGAGUCUUCCUGCUCUUCAGAUCGACGUGCACCGGUGGGCACGAGAACACCCAAAGUGUUUGACUUCAGUCCUGUCAUUGGAAAACACAAUGGGAUGCGCUUCUAGCACUCAGACCACCGCUCAAGACACAACACGAGCCAACACCAAACAAGAUGGGAGCACCUCUGGUAAUGAAAAUGGUGGUCUUGCAGCAGACAAUGAAACAAUUACAGCUCUUGAUUUUACCGAGGAAGUACAGAGCUCUGCGUCUGCUACAGCUCACAGUGAGCCAGAAGCAGCUCCAGUUGAUGCCCAAGCAGAAGCAGCUCCGACUGAUGCCCCAGCAGAAGCAGCUCCGACUGAUGCCCCAGCAGAAGCAGCUCCGGCUGAUGCCCCAGCAGAAGCAGCUCCUGACCAGUCUGCAGAAUCUGAACCCAACCCCUCCACAGCAGCUGAAACUGAAGAAUCUGCACCAGCACCAAGUGAAAAUACAACCGAGGGCCAGGCAGAUUCCUGCCCACCUGAGGAAGGACCAGGUAAGUGUAAUAAUAUCAUUAAAAAAGGUUUUUUGUCUCUAUGUAACUCAAUUCCCUUAUCCACUCUUUUUCAGCUACUGGUGAGGACAGUUAAGUGUGCAUCGAUUGCCAGAGUUUCUGCAGAAUCCAGACUGAAACACAUAUUUCCAAUACAAUCAGGAUUUCACUUGAGAUUAAUAAAACUACAAUGAAACAGUAGUUUAUUUAGUUAAUGCUUUCUUGUUGCCAAGGUAUAGACCCACUUAUCUUCGAAUACCAUCUUAUAUACAGUACUGUGCAAAUGUUUUAGGCACUUGUGAGAUUUGUUGCAUAGUGGGGAUGUCUUCAAAAAUAAUAACAUAAAUAGUUUUCAGUGUCUGUGGGUGUCAUGCCAUCUGUUGCAGGACUCCCUGUUCUUCUAUUCGAAUCUUUUCUAUUUGCAAAAGUAAUAUUUGGGAGUCUAACAUUUAUAUU